Messenger RNA from Ambispora gerdemannii, 546 nucleotides. NCBI's taxonomy places the organism in Eukaryota, Fungi, Glomeromycota, Glomeromycetes, Archaeosporales, Ambisporaceae. The record is from the annotation of a GenBank genome assembly.
AUGUCUGACAUCGACAAUAUAAUCCAUUCUUUGAUAUUCCAAGAAGUGGACGCGUUAAAUGGAGUUCCUCGUGCAUUUGAAUUAGAAACUCAAGGUCGCUAUCCACCCGACGAAGCAGCAUCCCUCGAAAAACUCCUCUUCCGAAAAAAAGUAGCCCCCGAACUAUUCUGGGGCGCAUAUUUACCAGCCAACCCCGACAACUCUCAACAAAAAAUGAUUGGAUUCGUAGUAGCCACCCUAACAACAGCACCCUCACUAACCGAGGCAUCAAUGGCCUGGCACCAUGAACCUGACGGACAAACUGUGUGCAUACAUUCGGUGUGUGUUGAGACCCUAUUUCGUCGUAAAGGUGUUGCGUCCGCGUUGUUACGGCAUUUUGCUGAGCAUUGUCGAAAGUUGGGGUACGCGAGGAUAGCAUUGAUAAGUCACAAGUAUUUGUUGGAGUUUUAUCAAAAGAAUGGAUUUGUUUUGAAAGGUGAAAGUGAUGUUCGACAUGGGAGCGAAAAAUGGUUUGAUUUGGUGCUAGUGCUAGAGCCACAAAGUUAG